This is a messenger RNA of Moesziomyces antarcticus, 2400 nucleotides long. Its product is annotated as glycosyltransferase family 4 protein. Gene Ontology annotation, molecular function: GDP-Man:Man(3)GlcNAc(2)-PP-Dol alpha-1,2-mannosyltransferase activity. Gene Ontology annotation, cellular component: endoplasmic reticulum membrane. Bases 1 to 2400 code for a protein of 799 amino acids. NCBI's taxonomy places the organism in Eukaryota, Fungi, Basidiomycota, Ustilaginomycetes, Ustilaginales, Ustilaginaceae. The record is from RefSeq and is a predicted model, not a curated record. Gene Ontology annotation, biological process: protein N-linked glycosylation. The transcript has a single exon.
AUGGACCGGCUGCUCAACAUGCAGACGGCGCUAUCGCUGGGCUACGUGGGUGCGAUGGUGCUCGCUGCCCACCUCGCUUCGCGCGCGCUCCUCGCGCCCACCGCCACGCGCAAGACGCGCCUCGUCUUCCUCUGGCUCGCCUUCGACGCCAUCUGCCACCUCACGCUCGAGGGAUCCUUCCUCUACCUCUCGGUGCGCGGGCGCACCGUCAACGCAUCCCAAUCGUUCUUUGGCUUCCUCUGGCAGGAGUACGCGGCAGCCGAUGCACGAUGGGGCACAGCAGACCCUACGCUCGUCUCCAUGGAGUUCCUCACCGUGCUCGUCGCCGGUCCCAUGGCGGGAUACUGCGCUUGGCUCCUGGCAAAGGACGAUCCGACGUACUAUUAUUGGGUCACCGUGCUUAGUGCAGGCGAGAUCUAUGGCGGAUGGAUGACGUUUGCACCCGAAUGGCUGGCGGGAAGCGCACAGUUGGAUACGAGCAACUGGCUGCUCCUCUGGCUCUACCUCGUGUUUAUGAACGUCGUUUGGGUCGCACUGCCGCUCUGGCUCAUGCUCGACAGUUAUCUGUACAUUGCAGCAAGGCUCAGGACGGAGCCGGCGCGGGUGACCAGGUCCAAGUCAACAAAGCCACAGCGGACUAUGGUGGAUGCACUCACUUCGGCGCGCGGCUUGUCGGGGUCGGCGUACACACUGCUGCUGGUGGGCGUGUUUUUGUACAUGAUGCCCGCAUCCGUCAGUGCGUCCUCGACAUCGCAGCCCGGCGGAGGCAAAGCGGCGUACGACCCUGCAGCGACCACAGUGGUGUACGAGCGCGCCGACUCGCUGGUGGACACGCUCAAGUCGGUGCUUGUGCCCAUCUUUCUGCCGCUCUUCCUGAUCCUCUUUUCCGUCACGGUCGGCGCGGUGCAGGUGGUGGAUAGGGCGCUGCGCCGCGUGCGUCGCACCAACCGCACGCGCCGACGCAAGCUGCUCGCCGAACUGGGCAUCGACGAGAAGGCGGAGCUCGCAGCGGACCAGCCGGCGCGCACGAUCAUCGGCUUCUUCCAUCCGUACUGCAACGCGGGCGGGGGCGGCGAGCGCGUGCUGUACGAAGCGGUGGCGCUGCACCUCGCGCGCGACCCGCGCGCGGUGGUGGUCAUCUACACGGGCGAUUUCCCCGCGGCGUCCAAGCCGCAGAUCCUCGCCAAGGCGUCGGCGCGCUUCGGCAUCAGCCUCGACGCCGGCCGCGUGGCCAUGGUGCCCCUCAAGCGGCGCUGGAUGGUCGAGGAGGGUGCGUGGAAGAGCUGGACGCUGCUCGGGCAGAGUUACGGCUCGGUGUGGCUGGCGUUUGAGGCGCUCUCGCAGCUCGUGCCGGACGUGUAUGUGGACACGAUGGGCUAUGCGUUUUCGUAUGUGGCGCUCAAGCUCAUCGAUCGCAAAGUGCGCACGGGCGCCUACGUGCACUAUCCCAUCAUCAGCACCGACAUGCUGCGCCGCGUGAAGGACAGGCAGGCGGGCCAUACCAACGACGCCGCUACCGCCAACAGCAAGCUGCGCUCGCGCGUCAAGCUCGUCUACUACCGCGUGUUUGCGCGGCUGUACAGCUGGGCGCUGCGCCACGCGGAUGCGCUCGUCGCCAACGGCUCCUGGACCCAGGCCCACCUUAAGACGCUGCUCGGCCCCAAACACAACGUGCAUGUCGUCUAUCCUCCUUGCGAUACCGAGGAGCUGACCAAGUUUGCGCUCGAACCAAGGGCGGAGCCACGCACGAUUGUGAGUCUGGCGCAGUUUCGGCCGGAAAAGGAGCAUCCGACGCAGCUGCGCGUGCUCAAAGCGCUCUACGACCGCGAGCCGCAGCUGUUCUCGGGCGACGCGGCGGUGAAGCUCGUCAUGAUGGGUUCGUCGCGCAACGAGGCGGACGAGGCGCGCAUCGAGAUGCUGCGCGGUCUGGCGAAGCAGCUGGGUGUCGAUGCGCACGUGCAGUUUGUAGUCAAUGCCGACUAUCCGACGAUCCUCAGCCACCUCUCGCGCGCAGGCGUCGGCUUGAGCACCAUGAAGGACGAACACUUUGGCAUCAACGUCGUCGAAUUCAUGGCUGCCGGCCUGCUUACGCUCAGCCAUAGGUCGGCAGGACCCUGGCUGGACAUCGCCACGCCGUCCAUCAAUCUGCCUGCGCAGCCAAAUCAAGUUGGCAAGAUGGAGGGCGUGGGUUGGCAUGCACGCGACGUGGACGAGUACGCAGCGACACUGGCGCAAAUCAUGCACAUGCUCGAUGCAGACCCGCAGCGGAUACAGCGCAUUAGGGCAGAUGCGCGCACAAGAGCAAAGACCAUGUUCGGCAGAAAGGCGUUCGAGGACGCAUGGUUGCAGCAUCUGUGGUCCCCCCUGACCGCUGGCAAGGACAAGAGCAAGUCCGAGUAG